UCAAAUUAAACUUAAACGUGUUAAAAUAUUUAUUAAAAAGUUUUCAACAAGAUUAUUGAAAAAUUUGAAAGAUUACACGAUUUCACUGUUAAAAAAAAAAAUGAUUGUUCAUACAUAUUUACAAGUCAUCAUUUUCUUGGGACUAAUACUUACAACAAUAGCCAAUGAAAUAAUUGAAUACUUGUCUUUUAAAAAUUUACCAGUAGCACGAGAAGAAUUUUAUAAUUGCUUAAAUAACAUUGAAUUUGACGACAAUAUACAAAUAGAUAAAGAAUCCUUAUAUCCAUUUUUAAAUGACAUAAGAGAAAAGUAUGUAUCCGGUAAUUUACAACUGAUCAAUACGAGUGAAGAGGUAAUGAAAUUUAUUGGAGGGUUCGAAGAUUUAAAACAAAAAAAGACCAGUAAAGAAUUAAGGAAAUUGAUUGGAGUGUUUGAAGAUUUAACACUAAACAAGACCAGUAAAGAAUUAAAAAACGUCCAAGGAGGACAAACAUCAACUAAUAUAAAAGAUUUCGAAAUAUGCUGUACUAUGUUUCAUGAGAGAUUGUUUAGGGUGGAAGAACCUAUAUUAACUGAAAGUAAUGAUAUUGUUGCCAUGGCUUUAAAAAAAUAUGGUUCAGCUUUUGAUAUGCUGUAUGACUGCUUCAAAAAGUAUCAUUGUUUAGAUGACCGCACGUUACCAAAAGAGGGAAACUAUUAUUUGUUCCGUGAUUUGACCAUCACUAUGUUAACGGAAGUUAUAUCUGAAACUUCUAAUCCCCAAAAUAUUAUUAACCGUUUUCAAAGAAACAUUGCACCAGGUAAUAAUCCGUUUGGGAAGUAUUGUAUUGCAGCUUAUUAUACUUUUUUGAUAUCUGAAAAUAACGGAAUUUUUUUUGCAAUAACUGUUGAUGCAAUAAUGAAUUUAAUAACAUUGAAGAAUUUACCUCGAGCUAAAACAGCGCUGUACAAUUGCUUUACGAACAAUAAUUUAUUUCAUUUUAUAAAAAAUCGCAGAUCUUUUAAUGAAGCUUUAAAUGGUUUAAGAAAAAGAAUUGUUUCUGCCGAAGUCCUCUCUAUAAAUGUUCAUGACGAAAUAAUUAAAUUCAUAAAAGAAGACUUAUCAAAUUUUACGAAUGAAAUAAUCAAUUGUUCCACUAUUUUUUAUUCAACAUUGUUUGAAGUGACAGAACCUGAAAUUUUAGAAAAUGAAAACGUGUAUGAUCUUGUGUACAAAAGAUAUGAUGUAGCAAUAGAUGUUCUAUAUGACUGCUUUGAAAAGUAUAAAUGUUUUUCAGAAAUUCGAAAAAAGAAAUUGAACAAUGAUUUUUUUCGUAAAUCUACUAUCCGUUAUUUAAAGGAAGUUAUAUCUAAAUAUUCGACUCCGCAAACAAUGAUUAACAAUGUUCGAACUUACACAUUAGGUAACAAUGAUGAUUUUGGGACAUAUUGUUCUGCAGCGUAUUAUACUUUUUUGACAUCUGAUAUUUCUUUUACAAUAACUGUUGAUGGAAUAAUGAAUUUAAUAACAUUGAAGAAUUUACCUCGAGCUAAAACAGCGCUGUACAAUUGCUUCACGUACAAUAAUUUAAUUGAUUUUAUAAAAAAUCGAAGAUCUUUUGAUGAAGCUUUAAAUGGUUUAAGAAAAAGAAUUGUUUCUGCCGAAGUCCUCUCUAUAAAUGUUCAUGACGAAAUAAUUAAAUUCAUAAAAGAAGACUUAUCAAAUUUUACGAAUGAAAUAAUCAAUUGUUCCACUAUUUUUUAUUCAACAUUGUUUGAAGUGAUAAAACCUGAAAUUUUAGUAAAGGAAAACGUGGAUGAUCUAGUGUCCAUAAAAUAUAAUGCAGCAUCACAUAUUCUGUACGAAUGCUUAGAAAAGUAUAAAUGUUUUUCAGAAAUUGAAAAAAACACAUUGAACCAUGACUCAUUUCGUAUAUCUACCAUCCGUAAUUUAAAAAAAGUUGUUUCUAAAACUUCCACUCCUCAAUAUAUGGUUGACCGUGUUCAAAAAUUUACUUUUGAUAAUAAUCGCAGUGAUUUUGUGAAAUAUUGUUCUGCAGCAUAUUAUACUUUAAUGACUUUAGAUAAAAAUCGUUCUAGACCAUGGUUUGUCAAAGGUGAAAAGUACUUAGCAGCUCAUAAAAAUGUUUUUCGGUUUCCCCAUCAAUUGUAAUUUGAAUACCUGAUCUUGUGAUAAUUUUAAUAAGAAAAAUAUAACCAAAUUAAAAAUUCUA
Molecule: messenger RNA, 2213 nt
Organism: Daktulosphaira vitifoliae (grape phylloxera)
Lineage: Eukaryota; Metazoa; Arthropoda; Insecta; Hemiptera; Phylloxeridae
Exons: 15
Coding region: 101-2152 (683 amino acids)
Source: RefSeq, a predicted model, not a curated record